Molecule: messenger RNA, 1904 nt
Organism: Prosopis cineraria
Lineage: Eukaryota; Viridiplantae; Streptophyta; Magnoliopsida; Fabales; Fabaceae
Product: squalene epoxidase 3-like
Exons: 8
Coding region: 81-1709 (542 amino acids)
Biological process (GO): sterol biosynthetic process
Cellular component (GO): membrane; endoplasmic reticulum
Molecular function (GO): squalene monooxygenase activity; flavin adenine dinucleotide binding
Source: RefSeq, a predicted model, not a curated record
UAUAGGAUAUUAGAGUUGGACCUUGGGAUUCUUCUUUGCCGAUAAAGGUCCUGGUUCUUGAGAAGCACCAAAACAACGGAAUGAUACCUCUCCAAAGAGCGUCGAUUUUUUGCUCGGAUCCGACCACUGCCAUAAUUAAGGUCGAAAGGCCUCGUCAUCCUCCUAAAAAUCAAAUCCCAAUAAGAACAAAUACAGCUAUUAAAUUUUUGAGUCGUGGCAUCGGCAUAGAGACUGACCGAGAAAGCAAGCUCUCCAUCUCGUUGAAAUGUACGAGCAGUUCCGGCAACACAGAAUUUACACCGGCCUCCCCUCCUGAUGUCAUCAUUGUGGGUGCAGGUGUGGCUGGUUCCGCUCUGGCUCAUACCCUUGGCAAGGGUGGAAGACAUGUUCAUGUUCUUGAGAGAGACUUGACAGAGCCAGACAGACUCGUGGGUGAACUUCUCCAGCCAGGGGGUUACUUGAAGCUAAUUGAAUUGGGGUUAGAAGAUUGUGUGGAGCAGAUUGAUGCUCAAAGAGUGCUAGGGUAUGCUCUUUUCAAGGACGGAAAAAAAACUAUGCUAUCUUAUCCCUUGGAAAAGUUUCACGCUGAUGUGGCUGGGAGGAGCUUUCACAAUGGCCGUUUUAUACGGAAGAUGAGAGAAAAAGCUGCUGAACUUCCCAAUGUACGAAUGGAACAAGGCAAUGUAACAUCCCUGCUUGAGGAAAAUGGAACUGUUAAAGGAGUCCUGUACAAAACCAAGGGUGGACAAGAGCAUAAAGCUUAUGCUCCCUUGACAAUUGUGUGUGAUGGCUGUUUCUCAAAGUUGCGUCGGUCUCUUUGCCAGCCUGAGAUAGAAGUGCCCUCUUGUUUUGUGGGUUUAAUCCUGGAAAAUUGUCUACUUCCAUUUGCAAAUCACGGGCAUGUUAUUUUAGCAGAUCCCUCCCCGAUCUUACUUUAUCCAAUCAGCAGCACUGAGGUUCGUUGCUUGGUUGAUUUACCUGGCCAAAAGCUUCCUUCCAUCAGAAAUGGUGAAAUGGCCAAUUAUUUGAAGAAUACAGUGGCUCCACAGAUUCCACCAGAGCUUCAUGAUGCUUUCAUAUCCGCGGUCAAUGGGGGAAAUAUUAGAACCAUGCCUAACAAAAUCAUGCCAGCUCAUCCUCUCCCUACUCCUGGAGCUCUUUUAAUGGGUGAUGCUUUCAACAUGCGGCAUCCCUUGACUGGUGGAGGAGUGACAGUGGCACUGUCUGAUAUCGUUGUGCUCCGCGACCUUCUCAGGCCAUUACAUAACUUAAACAAUGCAGCUUUUCUGUGCAAAUAUCUUGAAUCCUUUUACAUCUCACGCAAGCCAGUGGCAUCCACUGUAAAUACAUUGGCAGGUGCCCUAUACAAGGUGUUUUCUGCUUCACCUGAUAAAGCAAGAAAACAACUACGCCAAGCCACUUUUGAUUACUUGAGCCUUGGAGGCAUCUUUUCGAAUGGACCAAUGGCUUUACUCUCUGGUCUAAACCCUCGUCCACUUAGUUUAGUUCUCCAUUUCUUCGCGGUCGCAAUCUAUGGAGUUGGCCGUUUGCUCUUCCCAUUUCCUUCUUUUGAACGCAUCCGGAUGGCAGCCAGAUUAAUUUGGUGUGCAUCAGGCAUAAUAUUCCCCAUCAUCAAGGCUGAAGGUGUGAGGCAAAUGUUUUUUGCUGCAACUUUGCCAGCUUAUUACAGAGCUCCUCUUGAUAGGUGAUGCAUUAUCUAAUGGCUUUGAUGUGUUUGGGAAUUAGGAUUCCCGUUGACCCAGCUGUCUUUUGUAAGUAAGCUUAAAGAUAUACGCCUAACAAUACCUAUACAAAGCAUUUACUUGCUUGUUUGUAUAUAUGAUAGACAUGCACAAGCACUUUAUUCAAUUGUAUGCAUUGAUGCAUAUUUGCAUCUUUAACCA